AUGGGUGCUGGGUCCCGGCUGGAUCCCGGCUGGAUUCCGCGGGUGCCCGGCAGGCGCUGGUGCGAGCGGACGGUGCAGGUGACGGAGCAGGAGGAGGUGACGCCCCGGCGCGAGGCCGCCGUGCCCUGUCCCAGUUUGUACCAGUACAGCCUGGCCGGGUGGCGGCUGGACCGGGACCGCACGCGCCAGGGACACGGGGACCCCCCGGGGGACACCAAAACCGACCCCCCUGGGGACACCAACACUGACCCACCCGGGGACACCGGCACCGACCCCCCCCUCUGCUACAUCUACCGCCCCCCGGAGACACGGCCGGUGGUCCGGAGCCACACGGAGCGCGGCUGCUGUCCCGGCUGGAGCGGCCCCCGCUGCACCGAGGGUAUGGGGACGUGGGGGCGGCACCCAGGGAUGUCCCCAGGGUGCCACUGCCACUGCCCCAUUCCCACUGGGUGCUGGGAUGGGUGCCGGGAGCUGGGAUGGGCACUGGGAUGGGUGCUGCACAUGACCUUCGGGACAGACACGGUGGUGGCCUGGGGACGGAAUGUGUCGGCGAACGGGGUGGCGGUGCUGGAGGGCCACCCCUACCUGCACAGAGGGCUCGGUGUCACCUGGCCGGGGGACUGGGUGGCCGUGGCCAGCAGCCUGGGCGUGCGGGUGGCCUGGGACGGGCACCUGGCGGUGACAGUGACGGUGGAGCCUGAGCUGCGGGGGGGCACCUGGGGGCUCUGCGGCACCUACACCGACGACCCUGCAGAUGACUUCAUGGGCCCCGAUGGGGACGUCACCCCCUUUGCCGCCGCCUUUGGCAACGCCUGGAAGGUGCCGGCAGCUGGCACAGAGGUGGACCCCAGCGGGUUCUAUGCAGCGUGUCUGGCGCUGCUGUGUGGGGACGGGGACCCUGGACCCUCGUCACCACCCGACCCCCUGUCACCCCCCGACCCCCCGUCGCCCCCCGUCCCCCCGCCCCCCGCCGCCUGCGACACCUUCUCCGCGUACUCCCGGGAGUGCUCCCGCCGCCAGGUCCACGUCCCCUGGCGCCGUCCCGGCUUCUGCGAGCGCCGCUGCGGCGCCGGGCAGCGCUUCUCCGACUGCGUGUCCCUGUGCCCGGUCACCUGUGUCACCGCGGGCAGCGCCGAGGAGGGGACGUGCCAGCGCCACUGCCACGGCGGCUGCGAGUGCGGCCCGGGGCUGGCCCGGGACGGGGACGGCUGUGUCCCCCCCGCCGCCUGCCCCUGCCACCACCGGCGACAGCGCUACGGGCCCGGCCAGAGCAUCCGCCAGCGCUGCAACCGCUGGUGGCCGUGUCACCGCGCGGUGGAUCCGGAGCCGUUCCUGGAGCUGUGCCGGUGGGAUGUGUGUUCCUGCCGGGAGCAGGAGCCGGAGCGGUGCCUGUGCCCGGCACUGGGAGCCUACGGCCGGGAAUGCGCCCGGGAGGGGACGGAGCUGGAGUGGAGGAACCGGAGCCUCUGCGACGAGCCGUGCCCCGGGGGGCAGCAGUUCCAGGACUGUGGGGGUCCCUGCGGCCGUUCCUGCUCGGAGCCCCCCGGAGCCGGGGACUGUCCCCCACCGGACACCCUCUGUGUCCCCGGCUGCCGCUGCCCCCCGGGGCUGCUGUUGGCCCAGGGGGGCCAGUGUGUGCCCCCCGCCGCCUGCCCGUGCCCCCGCGGCGCCCGCCUGUACCCCCCCGGCGCCCGCCUGCACCGCGGCUGCCAGGCCUGUGUGUGCGCAGGGGGGUCGUGGCGCUGCGCCCCCGCCCCGUGUCCCCCCGCCCCGCGCUGCCCCCCGGGGCUGCUCCACGCGCCGGGGUCGUGCCUGCGCCGCUGCGACCCCGCCGAGCCCGGCGGCACCUGCGGGGGCCCCGCCGACGGCUGCGUCUGCCCCCCCGGGACCCUCUUCCUGGACGGGCGCUGCGUGUCACCGGACGAGUGUCCCUGUCACCACGGCGGGCGGCUGUACCCCCCCAACGCCACCAUCGCCCGCGACUGCAACACCUGCGUGUGCCGGCGGCAGCGGUGGCACUGCGGGCGCGAGGAGUGCGCGGGGACGUGCGUGGCCACCGGGGACCCCCACUAUGUCACCUUCGACGGCCGCGCCUUCACCUUCGCGGGGGACUGCGAGUACCUGCUGGCCCGCGAGGCCACCGGGCUGUUCGCGGUCACCGCCGAGAACGUCCCGUGCGGGGCCACCGGAGUCACCUGCACCAAGUCCGUGGUGGUGGCCAUGGGGAACACCGUGGUGCACAUGCUGAGGGGGACCCGCGUGUACGUGCGCGUGUCCCCGCGGCUCCGCGGGCGCCUGGCCGGGCUCUGCGGGAACUUCGACGGCGACGCCGAGAACGAUUUCGGGAGCCGGGAGGGGGCUCUCGAGGCGACCCCCGAGAUCUUCGGGGACUCCUGGCGCCUCAGCCCCCUCUGCCCCGAGGCCGACGGGCACCGCCAGCACCCCUGCGACGACAGCCCGCAGCGCGCAGCCUGGGCGCGGGGGCGCUGCGGGGUCCUGCGGCACCAGCUCUUUGCCCCCUGCCACGACCUGGUGCCCCCCCAGCGCUUCUACGAGUGGUGCCUGUUCGACGCCUGCGGGUGUGACAGCGGGGGGGACUGCGAGUGUCUGUGCACGGCCCUGGCCGCCUACGCCGAGGAGUGCGGCCGUCGGGGGAGACCCCUGCGCUGGCGGAGCCAGGGGCUGUGCCCGCUGCAGUGCGAGGGGGGGCAGGAGUACAACCCCUGCGGCCCCCCCUGCCCCCCCACCUGCCGCGACCUCGGCCGGGACCCCCCCGAGCUCUGCGGGGCCCUGGAGUGUCUCGAGGGGUGCUUCUGCCCCCCCGGGAGGGUCCUGCACGACGGGGCGUGUGUGGACCCCCCCUCCUGUCCCUGCUUCUGGGACGGGUUUGCCUUCCCGGCUGGAGCCACCGUGACCCAGGGCUGCAGCAACUGCACGUGUCUCGAGGGGCGCUGGCAGUGCCCCCCGACCCCGUCCCCGUGUCCCGCCGUCCCCGGCUGUGCCCCGUGGGAGUUCCGCUGCCGGGAGGGGGGUCUCUGCGUGCCGGGGGCCUGGCUCUGUGACAACGAGGACGACUGCGGUGACGGCUCGGACGAGCUGUGCGACCCCCCCUGCGCCCCCCACCAGCCCCGCUGCCCCGGCGGGCGCUGCCUGCCCUGGGGGGCCCGCUGUGACGGUGUCACCCACUGCCCCGACGGCUGGGACGAGGCGGGGUGUCCCCCGCAGCCCUGCGCCCCCCCCGAGUUCGCCUGUGCCGGGGGGCUCUGCCUCCCCCCCGCCCGCGUCUGCGACGGGCGGCUCGACUGUCCCCCCGGGGACCACUCGGACGAGGCGGGCUGUGCCCCCCGGUGCGGGCCGGGGCAGUUCAGGUGCGCGGGGGGCCGCUGUGUCCCCUUCCCCCACCGCUGCGACGGCCGCGACGACUGCGGGGACGGGAGCGACGAGCGCGGCUGCUCCUGCCCCGAGGGGCACCUGCCGUGCCCCGGGGGGGGCUGCCACCCCCCCGCCGCGCUCUGCGACGGCCGCCGCCACUGCCCCGACGGCACCGACGAGGCCAAUUGUCCCGCGCGGGCCGCCUGCGCCCCCGGCACCGUGCCCUGCCCCGACGGCUCGUGCGUGGCCGAGGUCGCCGUGUGCGACGGCGCUCGCGACUGUCGCGACGGCUGGGACGAGAGUCCGGCGGGGUGUGCGGUGGCCCUGCCCCCCGCGCCGCUGGCACCUGGCACCGCUGCCACCGCUGGCACCGCCACUGGCACCGCUGGCACCGCCGGCACUGUCAUCGCGGCUACCAGCGCCACCGACACCGCUACUGUCACCGCCGCUGUCGCCGACAUCGGCACCGUCACCGACACUGUCACCAGCACUGCCAACGCCUCGGCAGAGCCCCGCGGUCCCGGGAGCAGCUCGGGGGGUCCUUGCGCCGAGUUCGACUGCGGGGGGGACGAAUGUGUCACCUUCCAGCAGGUGUGUGACGGGGUGCGGGACUGUAGCUCGGGGAUGGACGAGCGGGGGUGCGGCCUCUGGGGUCCCUGGGGCCCCUGGGGGUCCUGCAGCCGCCCCUGCGGGCCCGGGGGGCAGCGCCGGGUCCGGGGGUGUCACCAGGGUCACCCCGGGCUGCUGCGGGGGUGCCGGGGGCCGCGCGAGCAGGAGAGACCCUGCUUCCACCGGGCCUGCCCAGUGGACGGCGAGUGGGGCCCGUGGGGACCCUGGUCCGACUGCCCGGGGGGCUGCGGGGGGGUCCGGCUGCGCAGGAGGGGGUGUCGGCCCCCCCAGAACGGCGGCCGAGCCUGCGAGGAUCUGCCCGGGGGGGCCCCCGGAGCCCUGGAGAUGGCCCCCUGCCCCCCGGGGGGGUGCCUCAACGCCUCGGAGUGCGAGGGGGGGCUGCGCCCCCUCCCCUGCGCCCCCUGCCCCUCCUCCUGCGCCGACCUGGCCGCCGCCGUCGCCUGCCCGCGACCCCCGCCCUGCCGCCCAGGGUGCUGGUGCCCGGCGGGGCGGGUGCUGGACGCCCCCGAGCCCGGCGCGGGGCCCGCCCGGUGCGUGUGGCCGCGGGAGUGCCCGUGCCGGGCGGGGGGGCGCGCGUACCCCCCGGGGGUCCCGGUGCCCCUCGGCUGCCGCCUCUGCACCUGCCUCGAGGGGCGCCUGCGGCACUGCCGCCCCCUCCCCGGCUGCUCAGUGGACUGCGGGUGGUCGUCGUGGUCGCCGUGGGGCGCGUGCGCGGGCACCUGCGGGACCCCCGGCGUGCAGUGGUCGUUCCGCAGCCCCUCGAACCCCCCCCGGCGCGGGGGGGGGCGGCACUGCCGCGGCAUCUACCGCAAGGCCCGACGGUGCCACACGGGGCCGUGCCGGCGGUGCCACGAGCGGGGCCGGUGGCGCGUCCCCGGCGAGCGCUGGCGGGGGGGCCCGUGCCAGGUGUGCCAGUGCCUGCCCGGCGGGGGGGUCCGCUGUGUCCCCUACUGCCCCCUCCGCGACACCGGCUGUCCCCGGGGCCACGCGCUGCGGGAAGGUGACGGCGGGUCCUGCUGCUCCUGCGCCCCCGCGGGUGACAACGCGACCUCCCCGGGCACCCCCCCCUCGGCGACAACAGCGCUGGCCCCCGGCCCCCCGGCCGAGCCCCCCGGCAGCCCCAGCCCUACGGCCGCUCUCGGGGGGCCGCCGUCGGGGACCCCCAAAAGUGCCGAGACCCACCCGCAGCCCCCCAGCGCAGCCGGGGACACCCCCAGAACCGUGACCCUCCCCGAGGAGAGCCCGAGAGCCCCCGGGAGUGUCACGACCUCCCCCGAGCCCCCCCAGCUCCGGGCGCUGCCCUCGCCGGCUCCCACGGGGGUCCCCGCCGAUACCCCCGCAGGGGGAGGGUGGGGGUCCUGCAGCCGCUCCUGCGGGGUGGGGGUCGCCCUGCGGCGCCGGGGGGGGUCCCCGCCCGGGGGGAGCUGCGCUCACCCCCCCAGCAUCGACACCCGCGUCUGCUUCCUGCGAGCCUGCCCAGGUACCCCCAAACCCCCGGGACCCCCG
Molecule: messenger RNA, 5508 nt
Organism: Lepidothrix coronata (blue-crowned manakin)
Lineage: Eukaryota; Metazoa; Chordata; Aves; Passeriformes; Pipridae
Gene: SSPO
Product: SCO-spondin
Exons: 31
Cellular component (GO): extracellular matrix; extracellular region
Molecular function (GO): protein binding
Source: RefSeq, a predicted model, not a curated record